UCCUCGCUCAGCAGGUCUUCGUCCGGUCACAGUGGAGGGAGAGGAUUGCCACCCUGCUGGCGAAGCAACGCGACAACAACAUGAGAAUUACACUAAUUCGCUUAUUGUUUCUCCUGGCUGCUGCCUGUGUCCCUACCCUCUGUGGCAAAGAGGAGCAGCCUGUCCUCCAGCCCGAUGCCCCGGUUGAAACCCGUUCCCGCUUUGCUGCUCUGGAUGAUGUGCGUCUUCUGGCGAACGGCCUCCUCCAGCUGGGUCAGAGCCUGCGGGAGUUUGUGCAGAAGACAAAGGGACAGAUAAACGACAUCUUUCAGAAGCUCAACAUUUUUGACCGCUCGUUUUACCAGCUGUCGGUGCUCGCCAGUGAAAUUAAAGAGGAGGAAGAGGAGCUGAAGAAGACCACCGUGGUACUGAAGGCCAACAACGAAGAGAUCAAGGGACUGUCUGUUGAGAUCGGCGCCAAAGUGGACAGCAUCCUGCAGGAGAAGAGUCGCCUGCAGAAUAAGGUGAAAGGCCUGGAGGAGAAGCUGAGCAGUCUGUCACACGGCCUGGUGGCGAGCGAACAAGUGGCAGAGAUCAAUGGCCUUAGGGAGUUGAUCCACAGCCAGGAGCAGAGCAUCACAGAGCUGCUGAAGGCUGUGAGGGAGCAGAGCGACCAGCUCAACCACCAGAGGGUUAAGAUCAGGAUUCUGGAGGAAAAGCUUACAGCCAGCACAUUGACCCAAGAGACCAUUGAGAAGAUGCCAGAAAUCCUCAACAGUGAAGCACCAACACUCACCCCUUAUCUGGCCUCAAGCUCUACCAGCAUCACCGAAAUGAUGAAUCUGCCAUCAGACUGCAGUGAGCUGUUCAACAGAGGAGAACGAGUCAGUGGCGUCUAUGCCAUCAGACCCAAUGGAACGGAGCCCUUCAUGGCCUUUUGUGACAUGAGCAAAGACCAUGGAGCAACUGUCAUCCAGCGAAGGAUGGAUGGUUCAGUGAAUUUUGAUCAAAUCUGGGAGAAGUAUGAAAAUGGGUUUGGAGAUUUUCAAGGGGAGUUUUGGCUGGGUCUCAGGAAGAUCCACUCUCUAACUGCUCAGGGCAACUCUGUCCUUCACAUCCACCUGGAAGACUGGAAACAGGGCAGGCACUUCAUCGAAUACAGAUUUCACCUUAAUGGUCCAGAGAGCAACUACGCCAUUCACCUCACGCAUUUGUCUGGAGAUUUGCCGGACCCCAUGAGCAACCACACAGGCAUGAUGUUCUCCACCAAGGACAGAGACAAUGAUAACCACCAGGACUGCAACUGUGCCCACAACUACACAGGUGGAUGGUGGUUCAAUGCGUGCGGAGAUGCCAACCUGAAUGGGAGAUAUUUCCCUAUGAGACCUAAGGGGCGCUCAGAGCGUAGGAGAGGGAUUCAAUGGAGGCUGGGCCAAAAGGCUUCUUACUCCCUCAUGCUCACUCAGAUCUCUGUCCACCCUGUAGCUUCCCUUAGCACCACCUCCUCCACUUCAGCUUCCUCUGAGACAGGUCUCUUUCUGUGAUCCAGUACCAACAUUCUCCAGUUAAAUUACUGCAUUAAACAGUGGCCACUUCAUGACAGACUUUGGCAACGCUUUGUGUGAGCAGCCUUGGUUUAAUACAGUAAGGCUUGGGCAGAGAGAAAGACGUUUCUUCCGAGUAUCAAGUUCCAGUAGAUUAAAGUCAGUCACACAGGAUGGAACUGCCUACAACUCAUUGACAUCUUUAAUGAGUGACAAGGCAUCCUGACUAGCUUCAUUUUGAGGCAAAAGGCAAAAAAGGUUGGGAACCACUGCUAUAGAUAAUACUCAUCUUUACUUUACACACUCUAUUUUUGAUACAUUUGCUAUGUUUUAUCAAUUUAAAUAAAUUAAAGUAUGACGGUGA
This is a messenger RNA of Siniperca chuatsi (mandarin fish), 1887 nucleotides long. RefSeq names its product angiopoietin-related protein 3-like. Lineage: Eukaryota; Metazoa; Chordata; Actinopteri; Centrarchiformes; Sinipercidae. Gene Ontology annotation, biological process: triglyceride homeostasis; phospholipid catabolic process; cholesterol homeostasis. The transcript is spliced from 7 exons. The record is from RefSeq and is a predicted model, not a curated record. The coding region runs from base 81 to 1523 and encodes 480 amino acids.